AUGGGUGGUUGGUGGGGACAUACCGCCGCCGUGAAAGUCGAUGUGCACCGGCCACGGCCCUGGAGUCGCAGGCUCGUACACUCGCACGGGGAUCAUCUCGCCCUGGUGGCCCGGCACGCUGGCAUCGUACACGCGCGCGGGCUCCGGCGCUGGCCCUGUGCCGUACGAGUACAGCACCGAGUACUUGGAGCGGAGCACCGCGAGGUCAAUGGGCUUGUUGGGGGUGUUGGCCACAUGCUCGUUGUAGAGCUGGACGAACACGGGGUCCAGAUGAGGCAGCACCGAGGGGUGGAUGGGGUUGAGCGCUUCGUGGCCGGUCAUUAUGAGAGGUGUGACAAGACUGUUGCCGUACUUGACAGCAGGCAAGCAUCGUCUGCCGUGUUAAAUACUGUGGAAUGGCGAUGGCGUCCGUCGCACGGCAUUAGCCGACGGCGAUGUGAGGGGAAAUUAGGGCUUCAUUCUUCCCCGCAGGCUUAUCUAUGCGACGGUCCGAUGCUCGCAAAAAACAUCCCCUUUGAAAUCUACGAGCGCGACCCCAACCCCGACGCCCGCGGCCAAGGCUGGGCCAUCACCCUGCACUGGGCGCUGGAGUACAUCCAGCAGAUCCUGCCGGCGGACACGCUGGCCCGCAUCCAAGCGGUGCAGGUCGACCCAGACGUCGCCCGCCACGACAACGGCAACUUCCUCUUCAUCAACCUGGCGACCGGCGAGCCGGUCUUCAAGAUCCCACCGUCGGUGCGCUGGCGCGUCAACCGCGAAAAGACCCGCAAGGCGCUGCUGCACGGCAUCGAAGACCACGUCCACUGGGACCACCGCGUCGUCGGCCUCGACGUGCCCCCUGCCCCCGCCGAACCAGUCGCCCUGCGCUUCGCGGACGGGUCGCGCGUAGCCGGCCGCAUCGUCGUCGGCGUCGAGGGCAGCCGCUCGCUCGUCCGCCAGGUGCUCCGCCCCGACGCUUUCAGCAACGUCCUGCUGCCCAUCCGCUUCACCGGCGUGGCGGUCGACCUGACGCCAGCUGAGAUCGCGCCGCUGCGCGCCAUGGACCCGCUGCUAUUCCAGGGCUGCCAUCCGCGCUCCGGCACGUUCUUCUGGUUCUCCAUGCUCGAGACCCCCGCCGUCAACGGGACGGCCGGUACGCCGGAUCAGACUGGCCGACUGGGAGUGUUUGGAUUGGGAUAA
This is a messenger RNA of Aspergillus terreus NIH2624, 1179 nucleotides long. RefSeq names its product FAD-dependent oxidoreductase. NCBI's taxonomy places the organism in Eukaryota, Fungi, Ascomycota, Eurotiomycetes, Eurotiales, Aspergillaceae. The transcript is spliced from 3 exons. The coding region runs from base 1 to 1179 and encodes 392 amino acids. The record is from RefSeq and is a predicted model, not a curated record.